CGCAGGCAGGAGAUAUUCGCGGGACUGGUUAGAGCUGUCAUCGUCGUCACCGUUGCCCUCAUACGAUGCCGCCAACCUGCGGCAGCGGUCUCGUAGGCAUUCCACUCCGCAUUGCAUGGCCGCCUCUUCACACCCUUCCAAUGUCCGCUUACAUCUGUGUACCCGCUCGUCCCGUUUCGUCUUGCAUGGUGCCGGCCUUCAGCCAUCCCGCCUAUUCCUCAAGGGGCAGGGGCCAUAUUACUUCAGCUCCUCAGGUCCGAAAUAUUGCCCAAGAACGCCACCGUUCCCGCGGUCUUGCCUCCUGUAGCCUUACAGUUCUUCGCGAUCGGACGCUGCGUCGGCUUCUUCCCUCACAAUUCACGGGGGACCAGUGGAAAUACUACUGGGGCAUCACGGAGAGCGACAAGUUCGGCAAGAUCUACGAAGCUGCCUCUGCGACGUUCUUCGGGCUUUGGACGAGCUGGUUUCUGACAUUCUUGAUCGGCCUGCCCGCAGCCACAGUCUUGGGCACGGUGUUCUUGUUUUACUGGAUUUUGGCCCCGGGCUUGGCUGCCUACCGGCGGAACGUGAGCUUCCGCGGCACUUACUUCGCCCGGACCCCGCGCGACGACGGCGUCUUUGGCGCGCUCUUUAGUGGGAGGGUCGUGCGCGUGGGCCGCAUCCGGCAGGCGAGGGAGUACAACCGGCCCGAGGCCCUGGUCAUGUCCAUGGAGGACGAAUCGGGGCGGAAGCUGCGAGUCUACGCGCCAAUCUUACCCAGCUACAAAAAAGUGCGGCCAGGGAUGCGGUGCGAGGGAUUGGUCUUGAGCGAGUCGCCCGACUUCGAUGAGCUGAUGGGGGUCUCGGACGUCUUUGUACCAGACUGCGGGGCCUGGGUGGGCGAGUACCCGUACAUCGACAAGGUGCCGUUUAAAGCCUUCUUGGCGAGCAGGGCGAGGCGAAGGGGCGGGAUGGGGGAGGAGAUGGAAGGAAAUGAAGGGUUUUGGGAAGAGGAAGGGGUCGGAGGGGAGGAAUAUGUGAGACCAGACAUGGGUUUCAGGGAGGGUGAGGAGGAGGAAGGUGAUAGCCAGAUUUUUGACAGCGACGGGGGAGGCGAGGGGGGCGACGGGGAUGUGUUCGCACGCGUGUGGGAAGAGGCGAUGCGAAAUGGAAGGAGGAGACAGACAGAGGAGGAAGAGGAAGCGUUGCUGAGUGAGGAAGACCGUGCCAGGGUUGUCCGGACGGGGAGGAGGACAAGGAGAGGCGGGGGGGGGGAGGAAGAAAGCGAGGACAUGUGA
Molecule: messenger RNA, 1277 nt
Organism: Nannochloropsis gaditana CCMP526
Exons: 2
Coding region: 66-1277 (403 amino acids)
Source: RefSeq, a predicted model, not a curated record